Fundulus heteroclitus (mummichog) is the source of this 651-nucleotide messenger RNA. RefSeq names its product ATPase H+ transporting V1 subunit F (gene atp6v1f). Gene Ontology annotation, molecular function: proton-transporting ATPase activity, rotational mechanism. Gene Ontology annotation, cellular component: membrane; proton-transporting V-type ATPase, V1 domain. The record is from RefSeq and is a predicted model, not a curated record. The transcript is spliced from 2 exons. Gene Ontology annotation, biological process: proton transmembrane transport. NCBI's taxonomy places the organism in Eukaryota, Metazoa, Chordata, Actinopteri, Cyprinodontiformes, Fundulidae. Bases 31 to 390 code for a protein of 119 amino acids.
ACUAGCAAAACUGAUCCGAAGCAGCUGGCUAUGGCGGGCCGAGGCAAACUGAUCGCUGUGAUCGGCGACGAGGACACGGUGACGGGCUUCCUGCUCGGUGGGAUCGGGGAGCUGAACAAGAACCGAAAGCCCAACUUCCUGGUGGUGGAGAAGGACACCAGCAUCACGGAGAUCGAGGAGACGUUCAAGAGCUUCCUGGCGCGGAACGACAUCGCCAUCAUCCUGAUCAACCAGUUUAUCGCCGAGAUGAUCCGGCAUGCCAUCGACGCCCACAUGCAGUCGAUCCCGGCGGUGCUGGAGAUCCCGUCCAAAGAGCAUCCGUACGAUGCGUCCAAGGACUCCAUCUUGCGCCGGGCCAAGGGCAUGUUCUGCGCCGAGGACUUCCGAUAAACGGCUGAAUAAUGAGUUCAUCAGUGAGUGUGUUGGUCUGCUGUCCGCUGGUUGUUUACACUGUGUGUCCUCUGAGAUGAGCAGCCGGUUUCCAGGAAGUGGAUGCCCACUUUUUCAUGUGACACGAGUGUCGUCUUGUUGUUUUUGGUUUGCUCUCAGAUUGAAGUAGCUGUUCUCCUCUCAUCGGUGUUUGUGCAGACGUGUAACUUAUAAAACUGUAACAGAUGUUGGAAUGAAUAAAUAUAUUUGUGAUUAGUGAAA